CUUUCUUUGCCUAGCCCACUUGUAUUCCAUCUGCUCUCACCUAUACAUACAGAAUCCCUGUAUCUAUCUACAUAUCUAUAUUUCAGAUCUAAUCUCAAAAUCAUGGCUCUCACCGUGGAAAAAACAUCCACUGGCCGUGAAUACAAAGUCAAGGACAUGUCUUUGGCCGACUUCGGCCGACUCGAACUCGAGUUAGCGGAAGUCGAAAUGCCCGGUUUGAUGUCAUGCCGGACCGAAUUCGGUCCGUCACAGCCUUUCAAGGGAGCACGGAUAACCGGAUCCCUUCACAUGACCAUCCAAACCGGUGUUUUAAUCGAGACUUUAACUGCCCUAGGCGCUGAAGUCAGGUGGUGCUCCUGCAACAUUUUCUCCACCCAGGAUCACGCAGCCGCCGCAAUCGCACGCGAUUCGGCGGCGGUUUUCGCGUGGAAAGGGGAAACGUUGCAGGAGUAUUGGUGGUGUACGGAGCGGGCACUUGAUUGGGGUCCAGGAGGUGGACCGGAUUUGAUUGUGGACGAUGGGGGUGAUGCUACAUUGUUGAUUCAUGAAGGGGUGAAAGCAGAAGAGGAGUAUGCGAAAUCGGGGGCGUUGCCUGACCCGAAUUCGACUGACAAUGCGGAGUUUCAGAUUGUGCUGUCGAUAAUUAAAGAGGGGUUAUCGAGUGACCCGAAAAAGUAUCAUAAGAUGAAAGAUAGAUUGGUAGGUGUUUCAGAGGAAACGACUACUGGUGUUAAGAGGUUGUAUCAGAUGCAAGCUAAUGGGACCUUGUUGUUCCCUGCUAUCAAUGUCAAUGAUUCUGUCACCAAAAGCAAGUUUGACAACUUGUAUGGAUGCCGCCAUUCACUCCCUGAUGGAUUGAUGAGAGCCACUGAUAUAAUGAUUGCUGGGAAGGUUGCAGUAAUCUGUGGUUAUGGUGAUGUUGGAAAGGGUUGUGCUGCAGCCAUGAAGCAAGCCGGUGCUCGUGUCAUAGUGACAGAAAUCGAUCCCAUCUGUGCUCUUCAGGCUCUUAUGGAAGGUCUUCAAGUCCUAACCCUAGAAGACGUGCUUUCAGAAGCUGACAUCUUUGUCACCACCACUGGUAACAAAGACAUCAUCAUGGUUGACCACAUGAAGAAGAUGAAGAACAAUGCCAUCGUCUGCAACAUUGGGCAUUUCGACAAUGAAAUUGAUAUGCUUGGGCUAGAGACAUACCCUGGUGUCAAGAGAAUCACCAUCAAACCCCAAACCGACAGGUGGGUGUUCCCCGAAACCAACAGUGGUAUCAUUGUGUUGGCUGAGGGUAGGCUCAUGAACUUGGGUUGUGCCACAGGCCACCCCAGUUUUGUGAUGUCUUGCUCGUUUACUAACCAAGUGAUCGCCCAGCUCGAGUUAUGGAAUGAAAAGUCGAGUGGGAAGUACAAGAAGGAAGUUUACGUGUUGCCUAAGCAUCUUGAUGAGAAGGUGGCUGCACUUCAUCUUGGAAAGCUUGGAGCCAGGCUCACCAAGCUAUCCAAGGACCAGGCUGAUUACAUUAGUGUGCCGGUUGAGGGUCCAUACAAGCCUGCUCAGUACAGGUACUGAGCAUUAAACACAGGGAGUGUCGGUAUUGAAGGAUAUUUGCAAAUGAUCACGAGGAAAUUGAUUUCCUGAUUAGAUAAUAUCUUUUGAUUAAUGUUGAGGUUGGUAGUGGUGGUGGGUAGCUGGGAAAGGUGGUUGGAGAGAAUUAAUUGUAUUCUUGACACACCAUUGAAUAAGGCGGAGUAUGAAGGUGGUGUAAAACGUUAUGGUUGGUUAUUUUGUUGGCUUUGUUUUCUAUUUCAAAGCAGAAACAUGAAUUUUACAUCAUCAGUUUAGUA
Molecule: messenger RNA, 1835 nt
Organism: Erigeron canadensis
Lineage: Eukaryota; Viridiplantae; Streptophyta; Magnoliopsida; Asterales; Asteraceae
Product: adenosylhomocysteinase
Exons: 2
Coding region: 103-1560 (485 amino acids)
Biological process (GO): L-methionine cycle
Cellular component (GO): cytosol
Molecular function (GO): adenosylhomocysteinase activity
Source: RefSeq, a predicted model, not a curated record